Molecule: messenger RNA, 4046 nt
Organism: Musca domestica (house fly)
Lineage: Eukaryota; Metazoa; Arthropoda; Insecta; Diptera; Muscidae
Product: mucin-4
Exons: 4
Coding region: 373-3558 (1061 amino acids)
Source: RefSeq, a predicted model, not a curated record
AACGGCAACAUCCAUUGUUUUGGUAUUUGUUUGUUUGUUGACCUGCCUAGCUGGUUGGCUAGUAGUUACUGCAGCUAGACUAGAUACCUGUAACAAAUCCCUCGAACGCUUCAGUGUAGAUGCGCAUGCGCGCUUGAACGGUUCAUUUUCAUCGGCAGAAGUUGUCAAAAGUAAAUACGUGCGAAAUAUUUUGGCCAACAUCCGAAACGAGUGACACAAAAAUAUGUGCGAAAAAUAAUCUAUAAAAAAAACAAGAGAAAACUAUCUUUUCCAUAACUAUAUAUUUUGUUUGUGGUCUUUCCGAAUUGUGUGUAUCGUUUUCGUUAGAAGGAAUAACCCAGAGGAUUACCUUUUGAAAACAACAACAAAAAAAUGAUUCAUCAGCAUAGAAAAUGUGUGGAUAUGAGACAUACUUGCCUACUCUUGAUGUUGGGUAUUGUGGCCCCAAGUAUGAGUUUGGCUGCUGCCCCACCGCCCCUAGACUACUUAGUACCACCACCACUGCCCGCGGCAACAGCAGCAAUAUCUCCGCCCGCCACACGUUUACAUCCUGCCCCAAGACCGGCAAAUUCGUUACCCAGCGAAAGUCGUACUGUGCCACAUUAUGCCUUCCCCAAUGGUCAAGCCUUCGCCAAGAACGUUAAUGAGCCAGGUCUGAUAAGUCGAAUGGCUAGAUGGUUUGGAUUUGCUAACGAAAACUACGCCCAAGAUUCUCAAGGAGCGGCUACGAAUAAUCAGCAUUACUAUUAUCCGAAACCGCAACAGCAAGGAUCGGGGAGCAAGGAACCUUGUAAUUUAUGCAACAAAUAUCCCUGGGUGCCGAUGAUGCACAACAGCGUCCAGUACCCAUGGGAUCCCAGUAAGCAACAACAGCUAGCCGGACAAGGACACUUGUACAAGCAGCCGCCAGUGCCACAAUUGCAACAUGCCGCCUCCAAUCUCAAACAACGGGCCGUCCAAUUCCUCUUUCCACCCGCAGCAGCACCACCACCUCCGUCUCACGCGGGACAUCACAUUCCACAACAAAUUCCAAAUAAAGGAGGCCCGGAGCCACAAUCUCACCAUCAGGUGCAAUACUCUUCGGGGCCAUUUAUUCCAAUUCCCAUACCGAGUUUGAGUAAUUCUGCACAACCACCCAUUUACAAUGCCCGGCCAUUCAAUCAACCAACAGCGGGACAAUCCACGCAAUUCACUCCUCAAACUUAUCACCCGCAGCAUCCGUCCAACAGCCCCAGCUCAUUGCCGGCAACUCAGCAACAGCUUCCUUCAACAGAGGCGGCCCACUUCACCGAUGCUAUAGCAUCGGCCCAUUCUGAAAUACAUCUCGACACGGUGAUUCCAACACAAAUCCCCCCAUCCACACAAAAUAAUGAAGCCAGCUUUGAAAUUAUAAAAAGUCACCAGGUGGCCGACUACAUCUCUUCCGUCGAAUAUCCGGCUGCAUUCGUGCAAACCCAGGCCUUUGAUGUGCAAUCAACCAGUUCCAGUUUGGCAGGAAAUCACCAGACGGACCAUAAACCUGUAGUUAAUACAGGACGCUAUCAGCACUCUACCUUGAGUCCAUAUCUCAACCAACACAUUCCGGCCUCACAAAUACUCACAGAACCAGGAAGUUUUGUCCUUGACAAUCAGUAUCAACAGUCCACACUUCCAGCACAGGUCUAUGAUCAGAACACAACGAUUUACGAAUCCCAGGACCAUGGCUAUGACAUCGAUAACUUCGUUGCAGCUUCGGUGAAGAACAAUUCAAUUCACGCCGAGGGCAAUUCAUACGAUUCGUGGACCCUGGAAUCAAAUGACUUCGUAUACGCCACCACCACACCUGAAGUGUACACCCAGACGGAGACUGAAGCCACGACAACCCUCAGGCCAGACUUUUACUCCACCACCACCGAGUCGGUGCAGAGCAACGAUGUGGAAUUUGUCGCUUCCGUCCAGACCAGCAAGCAGAUGUCGUCGACUAAACUGUGGCCUCAGAAGCCACGUGAUCGAGAAACACCGAAAAGAAUGUUGGAUUCUCCAAUCCAACACCUCAAUGGUGGUCUGGGUGCACCAAGACCCUUCACCAGAGAUCCGGCCGAUUUGGGCCUAAGAGCGGUGGCAAACAAUCACAAAUUCUAUGAAGAGACAGGACAUCGACAAAAUUCCCUAUCGCCAACUUCGCCAACGCCAACAUCAACUUACAGCUCCAUAGAUGCCAGUGGCCAUUAUGCGGGAAUGUCACCGCCAGCCGUAGUCACUCAGGCCAAUCGGCAGCCCUUCAUACCCUUCACAACCAAAGUUCAACCUCGUCCCUUCGAGCCAACGAAAAACGCCAGCGACAAGCCUCCAGCAACUCCCUCAUUCUCAGAUUGGAUUCAGGCGCAGAACUCCGAUCUUCAUACCCCAGCAGAGACAAUGCUGGUCAAUGUGAAGUUGAAUCCCAUUACAACGUCAACAACGACAACAACAACAGUCAAGCCGCGUCCCACCAAAUACUUAACGAAAAUCCUUGCGUCGAACAUCAGGGAGUUAUUGCAACGAGAACACACCCCGUCCACGAAACUGAAACAAAGUCCCAACUCCUUGAGUUUCGAUUUGCAGGCACUGCAGAAGAACAUUGACGACUGGACCGAACAGGAGUACACCUCGCUGUCACAUCGUCCAAGUACGCCCACAAUUUUAGGUAGAUCAAAACACAUUCCAAAGGAGUAUUUACCCUCCACAACGACCACCAUUGCGGCGACCAAGUCGCCCGUCAAGCCGCAGAGGCAGUCCAAAACUACGAAGGGUUUCUUGGACACCUCAGAACUGUCGGCGUCCGUCAAUAGCUUGGAACCUUUGUACGAGAGAAAGCAUUUCCAGUUCACUGCGAUAAGCGACAAUCACCUGCAGGAAACGUACGACAGUCGAGAGGUCUCCAAAUACCAGACCACUACAACUGCUCCCACAACAACACCAAUGGUAACCACCACCAGCACUACUUCAACCUCUACAACUACUACAACGCUGAGGCCAUUCUAUCAGCAAGGCGUUGAAGAGAUCGAACCAGAAGAACUGUGGCGCAAGGCUAAAGUUUCGAUAUCGCCAAAAACCAAGGAGAAGGUCUAUGUGGUAACGCCACAGCCAAUAUUCUUCCCCCAGCGACAAAUUUCCUCAACAUCGACGACAACCACGGAAAGGCCAUUCAGUGGAUUUGGAAGUGGGUUCAAGUCUCCACGAUUUUUAGUGAGACCCACACCGGGCAAUGUUACUGCCAGUAAUCUUUUGAAAAUUCUAGGUACCGAAUCGAACAACAACAACAGUAACAGCAACAAGGGCAAAUAUCGUUUUGAUCUGUCUCAGGAAGUUUUCAGCAAUUCAUUCUUCUUGCCCGAUCACGUGGGCCUAAGAGGACUCUCGGCAUAUGUGCCCUCGGAGCCGGUGGAAAUAAUAGACGGCAAUUCCAAAGUUUUGAAGACCAUCAAAUCGCCAAAACAUCUGGAGAGCAGUAGCUCAACAUCCCACAACAUAAUGGAUCUUACCAAAGAGAGACAAACGGCGCCCAAGAAGAAGACCAUGGAACCUUCGCCGAGAUAAACUCGCCGCCUCCCCCCCACUGCUGCAUUUUCAAAAUUUCCUGCCCGCCCGCUCCAUCCUCCGUCCAAUGUAUUAUAAUCCUACGUCCCUUAUGUGUUUAGGAAAUUGUAUUGCUUUUGUAUCUAGCAGAUAUACGAACAUUUUUAGUUCCAUUCUCCACUCCCCUGUUCACCUCUACGUCGACUUUCCGAUCACUUCGCAUUAUUUUUGUUUAGCUUUAAUUUUGUUUGCUCAUCACUUGGGUAUCGCUCAAGAUCGACGAACUAGGAUACGUUGUGCCCCCGCUGCUGUCCCCUCGAUGCACCGAAUACCUGCCAAUGUAUAUGGAAUAGUCAUCACCACAUCGACAUAAAUAAUAAUUAUUUAUGUGUCUAUUAUUUAAUGAAAUUUAUUUGUAUGCCUAAUUAUCUUCAUAUUAUUUGUAUUAUUAUUAUUUUUUUUUACCUAUGUGAAAUUUGUAAAUACAUUUUUUUAAGUGAUUAUAAAAA